This is a messenger RNA of Closterium sp. NIES-65, 203 nucleotides long. NCBI's taxonomy places the organism in Eukaryota, Viridiplantae, Streptophyta, Zygnematophyceae, Desmidiales, Closteriaceae. The record is from the annotation of a GenBank genome assembly.
GCACACCUCGGAUGCUCGAGCAACGUUGGCUUUGUGGGCGCCUCCAAGGAUGGGGUCCACCUUUGGUGUUUCUUCCACAGCCGUAGGAGCCUCCAUCAGGUCAGCUUUGACCAGCUCAAGCGCCUGGAGGGUCUCGAGCAGCUGUGUCAUGUCCUUGGGCGUGUUGCAAGUCAAGAUUCCGAUUUCUGCCGUCCACUCCUUAG